AUGAAGCAUAUUGUUACAACCGAUGAAGCUGAAAAGCUAAGUCAUAUAUAUUACCAACCAGAACAUCUCUGGAUUGGACGAAAAGCCAUCAAAUUACUCGCUGAAAAAUCUGGUCUUUCCAAAAAGAAAGUCAUACAUUGGCUAUCUCGUCAAAUCCUGUGGCUCAGGCAUAUUCGAGGUCCGAAAAAGAUCAAUUAUCCUCAUUUCACCAUUACAAAGCCGAACGAAAUGCAUCAAUUCGAUCUCUUGUACAUGCCCCAUGAUAACGUUUAUGGCAAUACGUACAAAUAUAUUUUGACAGGUAUUGACGUCGCCUCGAGGUAUAAGGUGGCAAGACCCCUGAGAACGAAAAAGGGUAGUAAAGUUGCCGACAUGCUCCGCGAUAUUUACAAAGCCGAACCUCUCCGAUAUCCGAGUAUCUUCCAAUGUGAUAAUGGUAGUGAGUUUAAAUCGGACGUGACAAAGUUGUUGGAAAGCAAAGGUGUUGAGAUCAAGCGUGCUACUACUAAGUAUCACCAUACUUUCACGGCUUUUGUUGAAAGCUACAACAAGGUACUUGCCGAGAGACUCUUUAAACACCAAGAUGCUCAGAAGCUUGCAUCUGAUGAAACUAGUACCACAUGGGUCAAGCACUUGUACAAUAUCGUGAAAAGCAUGAACAAUAGUAAGACGGCUAUGAUAGAUAUAAAACCUUCAAAGGCCAUUAAACUCGAUGAAGUACCGCUUGCGAAAAGCGAGGAAUAUCCUGAGGAAAAGCCUCUACCCGACAAUGGAGCCGGGAGAAGGACACGGUGA
Molecule: messenger RNA, 795 nt
Organism: Hydractinia symbiolongicarpus
Lineage: Eukaryota; Metazoa; Cnidaria; Hydrozoa; Anthoathecata; Hydractiniidae
Exons: 1
Coding region: 1-795 (264 amino acids)
Biological process (GO): DNA integration
Molecular function (GO): nucleic acid binding
Source: RefSeq, a predicted model, not a curated record